Molecule: messenger RNA, 894 nt
Organism: Acomys russatus (golden spiny mouse)
Lineage: Eukaryota; Metazoa; Chordata; Mammalia; Rodentia; Muridae
Gene: Chp2
Product: calcineurin like EF-hand protein 2
Exons: 7
Coding region: 270-860 (196 amino acids)
Molecular function (GO): calcium ion binding
Source: RefSeq, a predicted model, not a curated record
AGGAAGACGGGGUCCUGGCGUCGCACAGCCUCUGGCCACCUCAGUCUUCGGGCUGAAACGACCGGUUGUUCUCAGCCUUUCCCUCUGACCUGCUACCCCGGGCAUUGUUUUCUGUUCUCCAGCGUUGUAGGUGGCAAGCAAAGAACGCCUGGGUUCUGGCUGCUCGCCAGGACCGUGACCUUCGGCCCUUCGGGCCACUGAGCGGCCGCGCCUCCUGGACGGGAGGAGAGGACGCCUGGUUCCUCUGGCUGCUCGCCUCCUCCUCCGCCAUGGGCUCGCGCAGCUCCCACGUCGCGCUUAUUCCCGACGUGGACCAAAUUCGCAGAGAGACUGGCUUCUCACAAGCCAGCCUGCUCCGCCUCUACCACCGGUUCCAAACCCUGGACAGGGAGGAAAAGGGCUUCUUAAGCCGCCUAGACCUCCAGCAGAUCGGGGCGCUGGCUGUGAACCCCCUGGGAGACCGCAUUAUAGACAGCUUCUUCCCCAACGGGAGCCAGAGAGUGGAUUUCGCAGGCUUUGCCAGGGUCCUGGCUUAUUUUCGACCGGUAGAUGAAGAAGAUCCAACAUUCCGAGACCCUAAGCAACCUGAACCCCUGAACAGCAGAAUGAACAAACUGCGAUUUGCGUUUCAGCUCUACGAUCUGGAUCGGGAUGGGAAGAUCUCCAGGAAUGAAAUGCUACAGGUUCUCCGACUGAUGGUUGGGGUCCAGGUGACAGAUGAGCAGUUGGAGAGCAUCACAGACCGCACAGUGCAGGAAGCCGAUGAGGAUGGUGAUGGGGCCGUGUCCUUCCUGGAGUUCACCAAGUCCUUAGAGAAGAUGAACAUCGAGCAAAAAAUGAGCAUCCGGAUCCUGAAAUGAAUGCCCCACCCCCACCCCGAUGCCCUUGGCUCAU